AUGAUGUGUCUGCGAAUGGCUCCCAGCCAGCCCCAUCCUACAAAGGUCGCCUUCCAGGGCGAGUCGGGCGCCUAUUCGGAGAAGUCGCUGCGGGAGUUGCUGGGAACGGAGGUGGUGGCCGUGGCACAGGAGUCUUUCGAAGAUGCCUUCAAGGCGGUAGCCCGUCGGGAGGUGGAGUACGCCGUUAUCCCCAUCGAGAACUCCCUGGGAGGCUCCAUCCACGCCAACUACGACUUGCUCCUACGAUACGAGCUGUACGUGAUCGGCGAGCACGACUUCCGCGUGGAGCACUGCCUGCUGGCCCUCCCGGGGACUAAGCGGGAGGACGUGAAGAAGGUCAUGAGUCACCCCCAGGCGCUGGCGCAGUGCGACAACUACCUCAGAGGGAUGGACGUGGAGAAGGUGGCCAUGUACGACACCGCCGGCAGCGCGAAGCUCAUCGCGGAGGGCAAGAUGGAGGGGUGCGCGGCCAUCGCGUCCGACCUCGCGGCCGAGGCGUACGGCAUGGAGGUGCUGGCGUCCAACAUCGAGGACGACGACAUGAACUUCACGAGGUUCUUGCUCCUGGCUCGCACGCCGGUGGGCGGGUUUCUGUCGCCUGGCGUCGCGGCCAAGACCAGUAUCGUCUUCACGCUCCCGAACUCGGCCGGCGCGCUGUACAAGGCCUUGGCUUGCUUCAGCUUGAGAGAGAUCGAUUUCUCCAAGAUCGAAUCCCGUCCGACGUCCGCGCAGCUGCUUCAGUACCUUCGUUUCCAGCAGACAACGGAGGCGGGCGGUAUGGGUGCGGGGGGGGCUCUGAGUAACGACCGCACCAACGGCGAGGAACGCCGCUUCCAGUACUGCUUCUAUUUGGACUUUUUGGCGGGGGAGCUUGACGACAAGGCGCAGUCCGCCCUGGCGCACCUCCGCGAGUCGGCGCCGUUCUGCCGCGUGCUUGGGUCUUACGCUAGGGACAGCACCCUGGUCGGGCCGAUUAGCGACACGCUCGAGGCGCUUUCCAUGGGUAUCGGCAAUGGGGCACAAGGAGCAGCAGCAGCAGCAGGCGCAGGCGACGCUAUCGCCGCGUCUCCCCGACGAAGCGAGCGCCGUUCCGGGGCCCGGGCUUCAAGACGCCUCAAGAUUGGCAUCAUUGGGUUCGGCAAAUUCGGGCAGUUCAUCUCCCGGAAGUUCGUCAUGGACCACGAUGUGGUGGCCAUGGGGAGGGGGGACUACACCGCCGCCGCUGAUGAGAUGGGGGCGAAGUUCUAUCCGCAGUUCGAGUCGUCCGACUUCUUCGCGAACGACCUGGACGUGGUGGUGUUUGCUGUGUCCAUCUUGUCCUUCGAGGAGGUGCUCAAGAGCAUCCCGCAGAAGUUCCUCAAGGGGAAGCUGGUGGUGGACGUGCUGUCCGUGAAGAUGCACCCCAGGCAGACCAUGCUCGAGACGCUGCCCCCGGACACUGACAUCUUAUGCACCCACCCGAUGUUCGGGCCGGAGUCCGGGGCCAACGGAUGGGCUGGGCUGCCGUUCCUGUUCGACCGGGUCAGGACGAAGAAUCACGCCAGAACGGCAGACUUCCUGUCGAUCUGGGAGGGGGAGCGGUGUAAGAUGGUGGAGAUGUCCUGCGAGCUGCACGACAAGUAUGCCGCAAACACCCAGUUCAUCACGCACCUCAUGGGCCGCAUCCUCGGCAAGCAGGGGCUUUCGAGGACGCCCAUCGACACCCAAGGCUUCGCCAGCGCGCUUCGACUGAUGGAAACCACCUGCGCCGACAGUUUCGAACUCUUCUACGGGUUGUUCCGCUACAACCCGCACAGCCAUACCCAGCUGCGGAAGCUGCGGGACUCGUUCGCGGAAGUGGAGCGACAGCUCGCCGCAAAGGAGGCGUAUCUGCAGGCGAAGGCCGAAAUCGCCGACGAAGAUCGCCGCCGUAUCCUCGCCGAGUUCCGCACCCUCAUCCAAGAGGCGGCCACCACCGCUGCCGAGGCCGCUACGGAAAAGGUUGCCUCCACGGCGGCGGCCGCAGCCGCCCUGGCUGCGGCCGAAAGCGCCGUUGGAAAGGCUGCCGGCGGUGCCGGUAGUAGCAUUAGUAACGGCGGAGUAGGUGACGAGCCCGGGACCGACAUUUCCGAUGAGGAUGCCGCCGCCGCUGUUGCAGCAGCGGAAGCGGCAGCUAGUAAUAGUGAUAAAGGUGUGGAGGUGACGCGAUGACGUUUUGGUUUUCGGUGCCGAGCUGUUUGAGCUUUUGCGUUUUGUUUAGUUGGCACUGGGUGUGGGAUAUGGCAAGGCGUGUGCAUUGUUGCUCUUGGUAGUGUUUUUUCAAUGCUCAGAGGCGUGAUACUGUGGGACGAUGGAAUCGCACGUGGCAGUGGGACGGGGUAGCAGGAGGUAGAAAACCCGAUGCAGAUGGUUGCUCUGGGGCAAGGACCAUGAGUAUCACUCACUGCACUUUGCGUAUCGAGGAUAGUGAAGCCGGAAAAAUAAAUUUCUGUGCCCACACAUACACAUGGUUAACCCCCGGGCCCGUAUCUGUCUGUUACAAUCUUCAGUUAGAGAGGCAACGGUAGAAACGGCGAGGGAUGGCUAAUGGAGGCUGUGCCGCAGGGGAUGACAGAAAACCGCCUUGUUUUGUUGGAAAAGGCGCCAUCAGCAAGACCAAAAUAACAGUUUUGGAAACGUC
This is a messenger RNA of Ectocarpus siliculosus, 2659 nucleotides long. The record is from the annotation of a GenBank genome assembly. Lineage: Eukaryota; Phaeophyceae; Ectocarpales; Ectocarpaceae.